AUGGAAGAAUGCCAUUCUCCCUCGCAACUGGCGGGCAGGACAACGACGUCUCAGUCUGGAGCAGACCCAACGAGCGACACAUGCUAUCAGUCUCUUGAACAUCUAGGCACCGCAGCCUCUUCAGCUUCCUCGCCGCCUCCUAUCUACGGCGAAUCAAUGGACAUGUCCUGUUCCUCAACACCAUUUGGGGAUAUUUCCACCCCACCCGAUUAUAAUGAAGGAAUUCACCCGGUCAAGCCGUCGGCAGAGCACGCUUGGUUGCCCAAAUUUCAGAAAGACGGUUUCUUUGUAGCACCGGACAAUGGCCUGGAACACCGGCCAGAUCUCAAGGCGGGCAACUCGUACUACGCCUCGUCUAUUGACAAUGAUAAUCCGGCUGAUACGUCAACACGGGGUUUUCCAGAAUUAGGAAAGUUCCACGAGCGCGCUGAAGUUGACACUGCUAUUAACGCCCAGCCAUGGAGGAAUGUCGACUACCUUUCUCAUGACUGGGAGGAGGAAGAAAUCCCGUCAUCAUGGAAAUAUAUUACCAGCCGCCGAGGAGAGCACCCUAAUAGCGCCCGUUUGAAGAAUACAUGCUGGAGAACAUGGACGAAAUACAAAAACUACCUGAAGACUGUGUCUCCCAAAACGCUCAAGCUGGCUGAAAGAUAG
Fusarium redolens is the source of this 654-nucleotide messenger RNA. RefSeq lists its product as uncharacterized. Lineage: Eukaryota; Fungi; Ascomycota; Sordariomycetes; Hypocreales; Nectriaceae. Bases 1 to 654 code for a protein of 217 amino acids. The transcript has 2 exons. The record is from RefSeq and is a predicted model, not a curated record. Gene Ontology annotation, biological process: protein catabolic process in the vacuole; cellular response to glucose starvation.